Armigeres subalbatus is the source of this 9427-nucleotide messenger RNA. Its product is annotated as serine/threonine-protein kinase Wnk-like. Lineage: Eukaryota; Metazoa; Arthropoda; Insecta; Diptera; Culicidae. Gene Ontology annotation, biological process: intracellular signal transduction; positive regulation of potassium ion import across plasma membrane; protein phosphorylation. The transcript has 13 exons. Gene Ontology annotation, cellular component: cytoplasm. Gene Ontology annotation, molecular function: potassium channel inhibitor activity; protein serine/threonine kinase activity; ATP binding. The coding region runs from base 1041 to 8990 and encodes 2649 amino acids. The record is from RefSeq and is a predicted model, not a curated record.
CAAAAGGUGUUGGUUGACGAAACAAUUUAUUCAUCUCUCGCCCUGGAAUAAGUAGAAACAAUCGCUAUCAUAAUGUCGGAUCAAUUCUCAUGCUUUCUAUACGAAUGGUCUUCGUUUUCAAAUUGCUAGGAAGUGAUUUAGUGGCCCCUCGAAAAUAAUAUAGAAAAUAAUCCAGAAGAUGGAAAUAUCGUCUCUUGCACUAAUAAAGAAGAUGAGUGAUUCCGGUGUCUGGUGGCAGUAACCAGCGAAGAAAAAGAAGCCAAUCAGUGUCAGAAGAGUGAAUUAUUGUUCUACAGGAUCCCAUCCGGAAACUUUCCGGAUUCCAUUCCGGGAGGGUUACACUGCUUUGUCCGUCUGGUUGCGUUCCGGCCCACGCACACCAACUUCGACGUACCCUGCUACAGGCUCCGCCGUACGCACAUUGUGUGCGGAGUGUGUUUUGGAUCAUCAUCGCCAUCAUCAUCUCCUGUGUGGUGGCGCUGCAGAGGAAUAAUAAAAAAACUUGUGGUACGUGCACACCGCAGCCAGCCGCAUAGCUCGAAGGUUUCUCAUCGAGAAAUCCCACUCUGAUCGGUUUGCUGGAUGCCAAACGCCAAGCGGGCCACCGCCGCAGCAGUUUCAACUCCUUCCAAGAAAAUCAUCAAUAAAUUCAACAAACCCUAACGUCGUAGUAUAACAAUUGCGCAGAAAGAGAGCAAUAAAAAAACCCAACAAGACACCGAUGCAUCAUCAUCCUUGAAACGUGAGCCCAAAAGAGGCCGACACCUCCAACACCGGUUGCAGACAACAAUUCACGUCACUCGCGCACUUCCCGUAUCAAUCGAUAGUAGUUGUUCAACAGGCGUUAGUGACAUUCCUACAUCAUUUUUGUCCGCUCACUUUCUGUCCUUUUCGAAGGUGAAAACAUCACUCGUGCACUGUGAUAAGUGUUCGGAUCGGUAAAACAGAAGUAACCGGUGCUGCAAGGAGGAAAGCGUCAUCAGAAACAAACAAACAACAACAACAACACCCGAGAAUAAUGCCGCAAUAAUGCUGUACAAAUGGGAGCAACAAAAAGAGCAUGUUUUAGCAGAAGCAAUUCAGCCCAACCAGCGCCGUCUGUAAACAGCAGCGACACACCGCAUAGUACGCGAAAUCCGUCGAAUCCCAACAACAAUAAUACUAACCGUCUGCGAAGACUACGUUCUGCGAGUACUCAGUCCAGUUCGGCAAGCAAUUUAAACAACAUCAAUAACAACAGCAGCGCUAACCAUAGCUCUGGCUCCGGUGCCAAUUUGAACAGCAGCCGACAUACCCCAAAUCGGCAUCGGUCAUCUGGAGCCACCGGGAUAAGCACUGCAGCAAACACGGGUGGGAUAAUCUCAAGACUGGUCGAUAGCAGUAGCCACGCAGCAGUAGCAGGAGGACCAGCAGCGACAACAACGACGACGACGACGACUACGACCGGAAGUAACAACAACCGUGGGUCGCCGGGUGAGAAGAAACCGCCUGUCUCGACCUCCGCCGCCAUCAAUAACAACAAUAACGGCAAAAACGACAAUGACAAAAUGGAUGAGAGAAGACAAUCGCAACCGAAAACUCCUACCAAAGCCCCACAACGUGAAUCUACCCCGGUUCGGAAGAAACCCAUCAUCCCCAGCGGUAGUAGCAUCGAUCAGCAGUCACAGCAGAGAUCGGACAGUGUCGACCGGGAACCGGAUUCGCCCCGGAAAAGGAUCUCUCCAUCGGAGUCGGAACCACCACCACCCUCCGAGCCGCCGACCGAUCGGUCGGACCUACCCGAUAUGGAACCGAAACCUCGAACCAAGGCACUUACCAACGAUUCCGGGAUAGAUGGGGAACAUCCACCGCACGGCGAUGACGAGCUAGAAGAAAACCAUCGGGAUGAUGAACCGGGAACGGUCGUGGUCGAGCGGAGACGGUUGAAUUCUGCAAUGGAAGCGAGCACCGGCACGGAGGAGCUGCUGCGGAAGCGGCUGGACUCGUGCGAAUCGGACAGCUCGCUCGGACGCACCAAUGCGCGCUUCAUCCGCAAGAGUCUGGUGGAAAACACGAUGGCGGUCGCCUACUCGAAGAACUUCAUCGACAACGACACCAUCGAGACGGAGUACCCGCGCAACUAUGACGACAACAUCGAGAUCUUGAGUCGCGAAGCGGAGAACCUGGCGAUGCAGUUCAAGCCGUCUGAGGAGAAGCUGGUGCAGUACGGGCCGAUCUUCGAUCUGGAGAAGUUCGAGGAGCAACGCAAGCAGCAGAAGAAGGAAGACGACGAGGACGAAGCGAUCGGGAUAUCGCCGUGUGGACGGUUCCUCAAGUACGACAAAGAGGUCGGUCGGGGCUCGUUCAAGACGGUGUACCGCGGAUUGGACACGCAAACCGGCGUUGCGGUGGCGUGGUGCGAGUUGUUGGACAAAAAGGUGAAUCGUGUUGAGCGAGCCCGAUUCCGAGAGGAAGCGGAAAUGUUGAAGAAGUUGCAACAUCCGAAUAUAGUGCGGUUCUACAAUUAUUGGGAAUCUCCGCCGACGGCUGGCAACAAAAAGAAGAACAUCGUCCUAGUGACGGAACUGAUGUUAUCUGGCACAUUAAAAUCAUACUUGCGUCGCUUUAAAAAGAUCAACCCGAAAGUGCUCAAGUCCUGGUGCCGGCAGAUUCUCAAGGGGUUGCACUUUCUGCACUCGCGUGCCCCGCCCAUCAUCCAUCGUGAUCUGAAAUGUGAUAAUAUAUUUAUAACCGGAACGACAGGGAGUGUAAAGAUUGGAGAUCUUGGGCUGGCCACGCUGAAGAACCGGAGCUUUGCCAAAUCGGUGAUCGGUACGCCGGAAUUUAUGGCUCCGGAGAUGUACGAGGAGCACUACGACGAAGCCGUCGACGUGUACGCCUUCGGGAUGUGCAUGUUGGAGAUGGCUACGAGCGAGUACCCGUACAAUGAGUGCAAUACGCCGGCGCAGAUCUAUAAGAAGGUGACGUCCGGAAUUAAGCCCGCCAGUUUAGAUAAGGUGGAGAACCCGGAGGUAAAGGAGAUCAUCGAGCGGUGCAUUCAUGACAAAAAGGAGGAACGGCCAACAUGUAAGGAGCUGUUGAAUUGUGAGUUCUUUUGCGAAGAUAUCGGUGUCCGGUUGGAGCCCAUUUCAAAGGAGAGCUUCAUUGCCAACCCGGAUAGCACAAAGAUGGAGUUUCGGCUGAGAAUAAUGGACCCAAAAAAGCGAGUCAAUAAGCAUAAGGAAAAUGAAGCUAUUCAGUUCGAUUUCGAUACAAAAGUGGACGAUGCAGACGAGAUUGCCAGUGAUAUGCACAAGAGUGGAAUUCUGCUGGAAGACGAUUCGAAAACGGUGGCAAAAAUUCUGAAGGUUCAGAUCCAAACGUUAUUGAAAGAGAAAGAAGAGAGGGCUAGACAGCUCCAACUGGAGAAGGAAACGGAAGCAUUGCAAAAGCAGGCAAUGUUAGCUCAACAGCUAUAUGCUAGUCAACAGAGUCAGGCGGAAAGUGAAGGCCAACCUUUGGAAUUGCACGUUCCGCAGAUGGUUGGAGGUGUCCCCAUUCCACAACUUCAGCAACAAGUUUAUUAUCAGCCUGCUUCAUUACCAGCGUCACAGGCUCAACAAAUCAUUUAUCAACAGCAAAUGUCUGCUCCUGUUGGAAACGACCAGCUGAUGCAAAACUAUCAGAAUCAAGUGGGUCAAUAUCUCAAUCAACAACAAGUCAUUCAGCAGCAGCAGCAACAGCAACAGUUCCUUAAUCAAAUUCCUCAGAUGCCUCAGCAGAUGCAACAAAUCCCGUGUAGUAUACCUCAGCAGACUCAACCCAUUCAGCAGCAAACAGUCGUUCAGGCAGUUCAGCAGCCCCAAUCAGCUCAGCAAGUAUUUAUCGAAACCCAGCAGCAACAGCAGUAUAUCCAACAAAUGCAACAACAGCAAGUUCUGAUCCAGCAAAUGCACCAGCAACAGAUCCCUAUCCAACAGCCAAAUGCUGUGCCACAGUAUGUCAACCAAAUUUCCCAGCAACAGCAACAGAUAAUACAACAGCAACUGCUCCAGCAGCAACUACUUCAACAGCAACAGCUUCAACAACAACAGCAGCAGCAACAUAUGCAACAAUCAGUGCUCCAGGAUCAAUUUCCUACGCUCGAACAACAAUUGCAGGCGGUGCUUCCUAUCCAUUCGCAACAGGCGCCACAACAACCUCCUCCUCCGCAACAGCAGCACUAUCAAAGCCCACCACAACAACAGCAGCAACAACCUCAAAUGACCCACGGCCAAUCCCUACAGGCCGCGCAACUCCAACAGCAACAGCAUCAAAUGCAUAUGCAGCAACAAAUCCAAGAUCAGAUUCAAAUGCAGCACAACUUGCCCGCCCAACCGGUCAACAUAGUUCCGAAUGGACCACAGCAAAUAGUGCAGCAACAACAACAGCAGCCUAUACAGUUUGCUAAUCAAAUUCCACAGCAACAGCCACAACAGCAGACCCAACAAGUUAUUCAAAGUCCACCCCCUCAAAUACAGCAGCAAAUUCAACAACAACAGCAACAGCAGAUUCAACAGCAACAACAGAUGCAGCAACAACAACAGAUUCAACAGCAACAACAACAACAGAUCCAACAGCAACAGCAGAUUCAACAGCAACAACAGAUGCAACAGCAACAGCAGAUUCAACAGCAACAACAGAUUCAACAGCAACAACAGAUUCAGCAGCAACAACAAAUUCAACAGCAACAACAACAGAUCCAACAACAACAACAACAAUUAUAUCAGCAACAGCAACUUCAACAACAGCAGAUUCCUCCAAAACAUAUUGACAGCCAAAUUCCCGAACCGGUUCGCUCGGAAUCACUUCCCCCCAUACCGACAGAAGUCGUCCAACAGCCACCAGUUCAGCCGCAUUCCCUACCGCAGCAGCAGCCAACUGUCCCGCAGCCCAGUGUUGCCACGCCGGUUCCAACUGCGACUCCCCAGCCACAGCCGCAGCAACCACCGUCGUCUUCGGCUGACCAGCCGGCACCACCACAAAAUGCCAAUGCUGGACUUCCUCCGGUUGCUGGGACCCCUGGUGCAGCAGCCACCGCCCAGCAGGCCGCCGCCAUCCCCAAACGGUUGACCAACGAGGGCUCCAAGAAGCGCCGCAAUUACCGUUCGACCGAGCGCAACCCCAAGCUGCAGGUGCUCGGUUUCGAGAACAACAUCGUCGAGUGCGAGAUGGAGAACCGCCCGAAGACCAUUACGUUCAAGUUCGACGCGAACAACGUCAACCCGGUGGAGGUGGCACAGGAUUUGGUGUCCAAAGACCUUCUGACGGAGGCGCAGAGUUUGGUGUUCAUCGAAAUGGUGCGCGACAUCCUGCGGCAGCUCAAGGAGAAUCCCAACCAGCUGCCGGUGGCUUCCCAAAGCUGCCGAAGGAACACCGAGAAGGUUCGCCAUGCGUCUCUCACGCGUCAACGUUCGAACUUUAAAACACACCAGAGACAUAGAUCACGCGAUGAAACGUCUUCGACCGGUUCGAACUUUUCCCAUAUGUUCGAUCCGACGAUUAUCGAUCGGCAGGCACUGGCAACCGCCGUGUCCAGCACUACGAAUUCAUCAGCUUCUUCGUCGCCACUUUCACAGCAGCCAUCCGGACCCACAUGUCCUGGUGGCACCAAUGGCGGUGACCUGCAGAAGACCAUGUCGGUCGACAGUAACGGUAGCGUGACGGGCAAUAACGGUGGCCCGACGGAAGAGCACGGUUCCAAGGGGGAUCUGAAGGAUAUUGUUACGAUUGGCGAUCUGAGCGGGGGGACCGGUGAUUUGACGACCGUUACCAAUGUGGUGAUGGAUGAUGGAACCAAUGAUAACAAUAGCAGCUGUGACGAGAAUUCCCGAAAGACCAGUACGAUCAGUACAGAUUAUACAUCGCAUGAGAACACCCCGGAGAAUACGAUUACGCCGGGUAGCCAAUUGCAUCAGCACUUUGUUUAUAACGAUCUGGAGCAGGACCCGAAAGGAGCUGCACCUGUUGUCGCUUCCUCAGAAAGCCAGGAAGCGGACAAAUCUGAUCAGUGUAUUAUUACAGUGCCAUUAGCCAGUAACGAAGAAAAUAAUAAGCCCACUAAUACUACUACUACUACUGCUAUCAGUAAUACUGAAAUUUCAUCUAGUCAACAAGUUGUUAGUACACAGCAGACACCUGCUAAUGCUACUAGUUCUAUUGUAACUUCCACCCCUAUCUCAAACAAUGCAACCACUAGCAAUGGACCCCUUGAUUCCCCAAAUGUUGAAAACAAACAACCGCUAAGAGAACGUAAGAUGUCUCGAUUUUCCGUUACACCCGUAAUGCUCCCAACUGAAGACAGCAAACCAGCCGCCCUAGAGUCACCCAAACCUGCAGAGCACAAUGAAGUCGCCCCGGAACCAGUUAUCCCUGUUGUUGAACCGCAAACACCCCAGCUACUCAGUGGGGAAACAGCCACGGAUCAAGCUUCAAUUGAUAUUCUGCAGCAACAAAUGCUUAUUCAGCAACAGCAACAGGCGGAAAUGUAUCAGCAGAGACUGGUGAUGGAACAACAGGAAGCAGAGAUGCGUGCUCAACAGCAAUAUCAAUACCAAAUGCAGCAGCAACAGCUUCAGUAUCAACAACAACAGCAGCAGCAGCAACAGUUCAUAACGGAAGCAGCCGCUAUCGAGUAUGAACAGCAGCUGUAUCAGCAGCAACAGUACCAACAGGCGUUGCUCCAGCAACAAGCACAACAGCAAGCGCAAUCGUCGCAACCACCGUCGGUUUCGUCGCAAUCGUCUAUUGAUCAAUCAUCCCGAGAUUCACAGCCUAGUCGCAUGCCGGAAACGCUCGAGCAGUUAAAAAUCGGCCUCGAAAGCAUUACGCAUGUACACGUGGUAACUAGCAAACCGCCGUCGUCCGCUCAUGCGGUUCAGCAACAGCAGCAACCGAUCCAGCAGCAACAGCUGCCACCGCAGUCCAUGGAUCCCCAUGGCCAUAUUCCGCCCAAUGAAUAUCUCGUCCAACAGCAACUUCUUCAGCAACAACAAAUCUACCAAGCACAAGAAUAUGUCCCAGAUGUUCAACCGGAAGUGGCCCCAGAGUAUGCCGCGGAUACAGCGUUCCUAGAGCAGCAACAGCAGCAGCAGCAACAAAUGUUUCAACAACAGCAACAACAACAACAUUUGCUGACCACGAUGUCAUCAUCUCAGGACAUUUCGAUGUACAACUCAAGACGAACGUCGGCCGACAUGAAUGUGCAACCGCCGAUCAUCGAUCAACAGCAACAGCAGCAUCACGUUCCGCAGCAGUCGUCGCACACCCAACCCGGAUCAGUGCCCACUUCGGUAACGGCCGUGAGCGCGGCUGGCAGUGAUACCAGCACACCGAACUUGCGCGAUCAAGAGAAACGGCUUUCCAACCAGGGUAGUGUAGAUCGGAUAGAUAGCUCUGGUAACAAUUCAUUAGCUGAUCUCCAUCAGAAACUAGCUCAGCUGACUUCGGCUCAAAUAAAUGAGUCACCAGUAGUGCAACAUCCUCCAAAACCUCAACAACUGGCUGCAUUUGAGCAGCAGCAACUGCAUACUCAGCAAAACUCUGCUGUUACUAGUCCUUCGGUGGAAUAUCCGGAACCAAAGUUCCCGAACGAUGCAAAACCAAUGGUCCGCAAAGUGUCUCGCUUCCAGGUGCAAACCGUGCAAGAAUCUCCUAAACCAGAUCAAACUCAUCCACAACAGCAGCCACCGCAACCAUCACAGCAGCAACCCAUACAGAAUUAUUCGUCUCCAACAGACGAUAGAUCCGGUCAGACAUACUCUGCGCAUCAGCAACAACCUCUGGCUUGCGACGUUGCAACAGCAAAUGAUCUUGAAGCCAAGCUAAACCAAGUGAUGCCGAAGACACCCAAUAUGGAAGUCGUGCAACCCAACUUCGCCGCUGCGCUCCAACAACAGCAACAAAUUCAGCAGCAUCAGCAGCAACAACUGCAACAGCAGCAACACCAGCUUCAACAGCAACAGCCGUUACAGCAGCAAAUUCCUCAACAACAACCACAGCCAAUGAUUCCAGCAGUUCCUAUGCAACAACAACAACAACAGCAGCAACAAGUUGUUCAACAACAUCAUCAGCAGCAACAGAUUCUACAACAACAAGCAAUGCUACAGCAACAACAGCAACAGCAGAUGCUGCAACAACAAAUGUUGCAGCAACAACAACAACAACAACAGCAACCACAAUUAAUACAUCAACCCCAGCAGCAGCAGCACCAACAACCAACGUAUCAACCGACCGUGCAUGUCCAACCAACUGUGCAGCAGCAAAUUCCUCAGCAACCCCAACAGCCCAUGCUUUCGCAGCAACAACCACAACCCCAACAGUCUGCCAUAAUGCCGGUCGUGACGCAAAUGGCGCAACAGCAGCAGCAACAACAACAGCAACAGAUCAUCCCAGUGCAGAAUGCAUCUAACACCGUCGCCGUCUAUUCGGACCAGAAUGCCGUGGAAUCGUUCAACAGCGAAGACAUCGGGCAGAACUUGAUCGCCAUUCAAAAUCAUCUGCGCAGUUUGCAGCUGAUGUCCAGUGCUCGGCAGCAGCUGCAGCUGCUGCUCUCACGUCAGCACAUCGAACACGAAGAACUGAAGCUGCGCCAUUUUCUCGAGCUGGAAAAGUUUCUCAAGCAGCAAAAAGAAGACAUGAAACCUGCGCUGCAGCAGCCACAACAGCCGCCCGCACUAUCAGCAGCAGCUCCGCAGCCGCAAGCGUUGCCAGGGCCAGCGCCGGUUCAGGUACAACCUGUGGUAGCUGCUGUUCCGCAGCAGCCACCGCAACCACAGAUGGUGCAAGGUGCCAUCAUUGCGGACAUCACAUCGCCGACGCUUACCGUGAGUCGGGGCUUCGAUCAGAAUACGAUCACCACUCCUUCCUACAACAACUAUAGCACGAUUGGCAGUUCCAGCAGCGGUGGCAGCGGCCCCGAACUGAUCGAUCUCGAUGCUUCGCUUACGAUAGUGAACGAAACGAACAAGUAGAACUAACGGGGUAAAAGUGGCAGUUUUAGUGGUUCGUUUUUAGGGUGUUUUUUUCUUCCUAGAGGAAUUUAAUUGCUACUGCUAGUGAGCAUUGUUUUUUUAUAAACGUACAUAUAUUUAUCUAGAGGUAUAUAUAUUAGAAGCCACAUUUUAUUGGCUUUCCGUUUCUCCUUCACUUUUCCGGGGCUGCUGGUUGGCUGUUGAAUAACGCUUUCGUCAUUCAUUCGAAACCGAAAAUGAAAAGAUUAUGAGGAAAAUAUUCUAGAACUCGCGAUGAGCCCUAUCGAUAAUCUACUACUAUUACUACCUACCUAGCUAGUGCCCAAUAGAACCCAUAUUCUUCGACAGUCUGGCUUAUGGUACGGAACAAUUCGUGCUGAAACCGGGUCACUAAUUACACGAGGUUAUAAAAAUACAUUUUUUGUUCACAUUCCGUA